Ilex paraguariensis (yerba mate) is the source of this 1452-nucleotide messenger RNA. NCBI's taxonomy places the organism in Eukaryota, Viridiplantae, Streptophyta, Magnoliopsida, Aquifoliales, Aquifoliaceae. The record is from the annotation of a GenBank genome assembly.
AUGUGGUAUCUGUGCGUGUUCUACCAUAGAUUGUUGGAUUACAGAAAACCCGAAGUCGAAUCUCUCGCUGAGCUCUUUGGUGCCUUCAAAGACACAGAUAACACUGACCCACCAAAGAAUUCAUUGGAGUGGAAGCUCCCUCAACACCACCACCCUGAUUCUCCUUUUCAUUUCGUUAAUCUGCCCUCUGAAGAAAUAGCCCGCAAUGUCGCCAGUCGUAGUAUUCUUGUGAAGGGGAUUUAUGAACUAUGGGGAGAAGGAAGUAGUUAUGAGGAACUGGAAUUGGCUAUAAAGUGUUGUCCGGAUGAGCAUAAGUUGCCAUACUUAACUCCUGGAAGCACAUUCAAGAUUAUAGUUGACUGCUUUGGGAAGGUUAUCAGCUCUAAGGAGCAAAAUGAUCGAAUUCAGGGACUUGCGUACAUACCUUUCAAGGGUCAGGUCAAUUUACGAAAUCCGGAUCACAAGUUUUGGCUUAUGGAAACUGAUGACUAUGGCUCUAAUAAUGGGCUUCCACCAAUUGUCCAAAAGAGAAUCUUUUUUGGGCGAGAAAUUGGGGCUGCUGAUAGGAAGCUCUUGCCGACCUAUCAGUUAAAAAGUCGCACUUAUCUUGGUCCUACAGCUAUGGAUGCUGAAAUGGCUUUUCUGAUGGCCAAUCAAGCACAGGCCUCCCCAGGGAAACUUGUCUAUGACCCCUUCGUUGGCACUGGCAGCAUUCUGAUCUCUGCAGCUCAUUUUGGAGCAAUAACAAUGGGUGCAGAUAUUGACAUUCGGGUAGUACGUGAUGGUCGUGGCCCUAAUUGUAAUGUUUGGAGCAAUUUCAAGCAGUAUGGACUACCCAUGCCGAUUUCUCUGUUAAGGGCAGACAAUAAUCUUCCUCCUUGGCGUUCUGGGUUAAAAGAGAUGUUUGAUGCCAUAAUCUGUGAUCCUCCUUAUGGGGUUCGUGCUGGGGGACGUAAAUCUGGUGGGCGGAAACUGUUGAAAGGGGUUGUGGGUCCUUAUACAAUUCCCGAUGACAAGAGGACAGACCACAUACCAUCAACUGCUGCUUACAGUUUAGCGGAGUGUGUGCAUGAUUUGCUUGACCUUGCUGCUAGGAUGCUCGUAAUGGGUGGCCGACUGGUGUACUUUUAUCCCGUACUAAGAGAAGAAGAUUCAAUUGAUACCAAUUUCCCCGAGCACCCGUGUUUCAAACUGGUUGCUGCCUGUGAACAGAUCCUAAGUUUUCGGUACAGCAGGGUAUUACUGACAAUGGUGAAGAUUGCACCAUACACCGAGGAAAUUGCCGAGGCUGCUAUGAUACAACAUUUGGAAUUCAAGGAGAACCAUUUGAAGUGGUUAGAAGAUGGAAAUCUUCAUUCUGGAGUUUUCAGUCCUGCUGAUCUGCUCAAUGGGACUGGUGAUACUAAACCAAGUAAAGAAUCAAAACCGAAAUAUAGAGGAAAAUAUGUUUAG